AUGGGAACGCUAGUUAACGAAAUUCACUAUCAUGUCGAGUCAGUCAUCGAUGCUAAGGCGGAGGCGGAGUUGAUCAAUAAUAGAGCUGAAUCACCCGUGAGUCCUCUGAUUGACAGUGAAUUUCUCUCGUCUUUAAUUGCCGCGUCUGAUACGCUGAAUGCAAAUUAUAGGGCAUUAGUAGCGACUAAAAAAGUGUUUUUUGAUCAAUUUGCUAUUGCUGCCAAUCUUUCGCGAGUGGAUCCAGCAACACGUCUUCAAUGGGAACAACGAAAAAACGCGCCGUUAGGACCCGAGAGAAAUUUUCGCUCAAGGAAUUUGAUGCGUAACGAGCGGCGUCUUAGUUCUCGGCGAAAUUGGCCGCGAAGCUUCGACCGAGGACAAGUUCAAGCGUAUUCCACAAGCGCGACUGUUUCGUGUGGCAUAUGUCGCGAGGGGAAUAAAUCAUCGGAGUUUGAGCAGCUGCUGAGAGCGGAGCCCGAGGAGCGCAGAAAAAUAGUAGUUAACGCCAAUUUGUGUUGUAAUUGUUUACAAGCUGGUCACCGCGUCUACAAAUGUAUUAAAAAUGACUGCUGCAGAAAGUGCAAGAGCAGGCAUCAUAAUUUGUUACAUGUGAGCGAGGCCGUUACAGAAUGUGCAAAAACGGGCAUCACGWGUUUUUGCGUUCGGACGGCAUCGGCGGUGCAGAAUGCACAUGUAGAGCUCCAUCACUCGCAAACACCUUCGCUGUUACUUACUGCAGUGGUGCACUUGCUGGAUCGCGACGGCAGGCCGCACGAGUUUCUUGUGCUCCUUGAUUCGGGUUCCGAAGCACAUUUUUUAACAAUCCGUUUCGCGAAUCUUCUGCGAAUAGUCAAACGGGACGUAAACGUACCCAUUUCUGGCGUAAACCAACCGGAAACUAGAUUCAAACAGGCAAUCUUAGCAACAUUAAAAUCGCGAACAGAAAAUUAUGCGGUAGAAAUACAAUUUUUAUUAUUACUCACUGUAACGAAUAGGUUGCCUUUGCAACGAAUUCCGCGAGAAGAAUUGACUAUACUAGCAGGGAUCCAAUUGGCAGAUCCCAUGUUUUGUGAGCCAUUGAAUAUCGACGCGAUUCUCGGUGUCGAGAUAUUUGCUUCACUAUGGCGCGCAGGACAGAGCUUAAGGUUAAAUGAAAAUUUAAUGGCACAAGAAACUGUACUAGGAUUGCUCGUUAUAAGCACAGGAGCCACGCGUACUCCGCAGAGCAUUGAAGAAGUAGCUGACAGUAGUAUUAGGUUGCACGAAGAAAAUUUGUGCGAACCACAUUAUAAAAACAACACGCGACGGGAUGAUACUGGCAGAUAUAUAGUGAGACAGCCGUUUAAGGAAGAAAAUCAGUUAGGAGAUUCGUAUACGAGCGCGUUACGAAGAAUUCAAGCCUUGAAGCGAUCAUUAUCGCGCAAGCCGGAAAUUAGAAAUGAUUACAUUAAAUUCUUAUCUGAAUAUAAAGAACUAGGUCACAUGACAAGGAUAGAAGGGGGACUCCCCGAAGUAAGAUUCUAUUUACUGCAUCAUGCUGUAUUAAAGCUUACUAGUCUUACUACCUAA
Molecule: messenger RNA, 1569 nt
Organism: Polistes canadensis
Lineage: Eukaryota; Metazoa; Arthropoda; Insecta; Hymenoptera; Vespidae
Exons: 4
Coding region: 1-1569 (522 amino acids)
Source: RefSeq, a predicted model, not a curated record